Dentiscutata erythropus is the source of this 249-nucleotide messenger RNA. The record is from the annotation of a GenBank genome assembly. Lineage: Eukaryota; Fungi; Glomeromycota; Glomeromycetes; Diversisporales; Gigasporaceae.
AUGUCAAUCGAUGAAAUGAUUGCGAGAUUUUUGGGCCGAAGUAUACAUACGGUUAGAAUUAAAAACAAACCUAUACCAGAAGGUUACAAGAUUCUCUCUUUAUGUGAUGCAGGUAUGGAAGAGAAUGAUCAAACAAAAAAACCAAGUACGCGAAGUCAGGUGGAAGAAUUAACACAUCAAUUUGAAAAUAUUGGUGCUAAUCUUCCAACAACGCAGAUAGAAAUAGCUGCAUAUGGUGCAGAUAUUUAG